UAUCUUCUCUAUAUUUUCCACUGCAAUACAAAUAAAAAAAAACGAGGCUCAAACUACUUCCGGCCACUGACUAUCUCAGAACCAAAACCACUCCUUAGUUAUAGAAAAGGGAGACAAAAUUAAGAGAGAACAAAUUAGUUAUGGAAGUAACUCAGAGAAAUUCAUCAACCACUCUCUUUAAUCAUCUUGCCUCGCCUAAUCUCUUUAAUUCUCCCAAACAAAAUUUAUCAUUUCCUCCCCAAAUUGAUACUAUCUUUUUAACCGCGAAAAUCAACACCACUUCACUGAAAUUUCCAAUCAAAAGAACGCCCUCAUCCAUUAGAUGUAUUGGAAACCCUAACCAAGAAGGAGGAAUUCUAUUGACUUGUAAGAAUUGUAAAACCCAAUUCAAUCUCUCUCUCAACCAUCCUCAAGCUUGCCGUUUUCACACUGCUCAUUUUGGAGGAGAAACUAAAAGAAAAUUUGAAAGCGUAUACAGCGGAGGUACCAUGAAUACACCAAAUGGAGGUGUUAUUCUGCAGUAUUGGCAUUGUUGUGGCUCAGAAGAUCCUUCUGACCCUGGAUGCACAGCAGCACCUCAUUCUUCCUACGACGACUGAUACAAAGUCGGAGAAAGAAGGUUCUUUUCAUUCUUCUAGAAAAGUUCCUAUCAACCCACAAUACAUUUCGAGUAAUAUUCAUGCUUUCUUUGUGUUGUUUGUGUACAGCUUAUGAUGUAUCAAGAAUUGCAUAUAGGCUGUCAAAUGUUGUAAAUCGCCUUCCACUUUUCCCAUUUUUGAUCCAACACCCGAUUUAACAGGGGAAACACUUGGCCUUCAGCCACCAGCUCUAUCUUCCCUGUCAUAGCAUUGAUGUCAAUCAACAUAUUUUUUACAUCAUUUUGUAAUUUCUAUACUGCUUAAAAUUGCAUUGAAGUCACCCAAAACUAGCCCAUGGAUAAUCGCAUACUUUUGACAUGCCAUAUGGUAUGGUCCUGUUUAUACUAGGGCUGCAUUUUUUUUUCUUU
Papaver somniferum (opium poppy) is the source of this 1006-nucleotide messenger RNA. RefSeq lists its product as uncharacterized. Lineage: Eukaryota; Viridiplantae; Streptophyta; Magnoliopsida; Ranunculales; Papaveraceae. The record is from RefSeq and is a predicted model, not a curated record. Bases 141 to 599 code for a protein of 152 amino acids. The transcript has 2 exons.